AUGACUAUUUUAAGAGGAGGUUGGUACUCACUAUGUUUAUAUUUUAAGCAGCAUCCAAGAGGAUUGGAACUUGAUAUUCCUUAUUACCACCAUGGUUUUGCAAUAGAAAUGCAACGAGAACAACAUGGGAAAUAUAUAAAAUUCUUUCAUAGAGAUGAUUCCAAUAAUUUUAUCAGAUAG
Molecule: messenger RNA, 180 nt
Organism: Rhizophagus irregularis DAOM 181602=DAOM 197198
Lineage: Eukaryota; Fungi; Glomeromycota; Glomeromycetes; Glomerales; Glomeraceae
Source: RefSeq, a predicted model, not a curated record